This is a messenger RNA of Peromyscus maniculatus bairdii (prairie deer mouse), 2234 nucleotides long. The record is from RefSeq and is a predicted model, not a curated record. NCBI's taxonomy places the organism in Eukaryota, Metazoa, Chordata, Mammalia, Rodentia, Cricetidae.
CCGCUGUUGCUGCCGCUGUCGCUGCUGCUUCUGCGCGCGCAGCCCGCCGUCGGGAGCCUGGCCGGUGGGAGCCCCAGCGCGGCCGAGGCUCCAGGGUCAGCUCAGGUGGCUGGACUAUGUGGGCGUCUAACCCUUCACCGGGACCUGCGCACCGGCCGCUGGGAACCAGACCCACAGCGAUCACGACGCUGUCUCCUGGACCCGCAGCGAGUGCUGGAGUACUGCAGACAGAUGUACCCAGAGCUACACAUAGCUCGCGUGGAACAGGCUGCACAGGCCAUCCCAAUGGAGCGCUGGUGUGGUGGGACCCGAAGCGGCAGAUGUGCCCACCCCCACCGUGAGGUCGUACCCUUCCACUGCCUGCCUGGUGAAUUCGUGAGUGAGGCCCUGCUAGUGCCUGAAGGCUGUCGGUUCUUGCACCAGGAGCGCAUGGACCAGUGUGAGAGCUCCAGCAGGAGGCAUCAGGAGGCGCAGGAGGCCUGCAGCUCCCAGGGCCUCAUCCUGCAUGGCUCUGGCAUGCUUUUGCCCUGCGGCUCUGAUCGGUUCCGAGGUGUGGAGUAUGUAUGCUGCCCCGCUCCGGCGACUACCAACCCUUCCGGGAUGGCAGUUGGUGACCCCUCUACCCGGUCCUGGCCCCUGGGGGGCAGAGCAGAGGGAGGUGAGGAUGAGGAAGAGGUGGAAUCCUUCCCUCAGCCAGUGGAUGAUUACUUCGUGGAGCCCCCUCAGGCUGAAGAAGAGGAGGAGGAGGAGAAGGAGAAGGAAAGAGUCCCACCUCCCAGCUCCCACACUCCUGCCAUGGUCAGCAAAGUCACUCCCACACCAAGGCCCACUGAUGGUGUGGAUGUUUACUUUGGCAUGCCUGGGGAAAUCAGCGAGCAUGAGGGCUUCCUGAGGGCCAAGAUGGACCUGGAGGAGCGUAGGAUGCGCCAGAUUAAUGAGGUGACGAUACCAGGAAACCCAGCAUCACCACAUGACUCCACAGGGAGAUUCUUUUCUUUCUUUCUCUUCUUUUUCUUUCUCUCCUCUCUCUCUCACUUCCAGUCCAUUCUGCAGACCCUGGAGGAGCAAGUGUCCGGUGAGCGGCAGCGCCUGGUGGAGACCCACGCCACCAGAGUCGUCGCGCUGAUCAACGACCAGCGGCGAGCUGCUCUGGAAGGUUUCCUGGCCGCGCUGCAGGGCGACCCACCUCAGGCUGAGCGAGUCCUGGCGGCCCUGAGGCGCUACCUGCGCGCAGAGCAGAAGGAACAGAGGCACACUCUGAGGCACUACCAGCACGUGGCCGCUGUGGAUCCCGAGAAGGCCCAGCAGAUGCGCUUUCAGGUACAGACGCACCUCCAGGUGAUUGAAGAGCGGAUGAAUCAGAGCCUGGGGCUGCUGGACCAGAACCCUCAGCUGGCGCAGGAGCUGCGGCCCCAGAUCCAGGAGCUUCUCCACUCGGAACACUUGGGUCCCAGUGAGCUGGAGGCCUCUGUGCCCGGAAGCAGCAGUGAGGACAAGAGUGGGCUUCCGGAAGCCAAGGAUGACACCCCAGUGACCCUUCCAAAAGAUCCAGAAUCUUCCUCCUCUGGGAAAGAGAAGCCGUCCCCACUGGAGCAGUAUGAGCAAAAGGUGAAUGCAUCUGUCCCAAGGGGCUUCCCCUUCCACGCAUCAGAUAUCCAGCGGGAUGAACUGGCCCCCGCCGGGACGGGAGUAUCCCGAGAGGCUGUGUCAGGUCUGCUGAUCAUGGGAGCUGGAGGGGGUUCGCUCAUAGUUCUGUCCUUGCUGCUUCUGCGGAAGAAGAAACCCUACGGGACUAUCAGCCAUGGAGUGGUGGAGGUGGACCCCAUGCUGACCCUGGAGGAGCAGCAACUCCGGGAACUUCAGCGGCAUGGCUAUGAGAACCCCACCUACCGCUUCCUGGAGGAACGACCCUGACCCCACCCCCUGACCCCACCCCGGCUGCCUUCAGCUGAGCCCAGACUGCCCUCUUCCUGGCCCUCAGUCCCGACUCCCAGCCUCCGGUGGGGGAGGGAGAACUUGACAAAUUCAUUCUUAUUUCCCUUUCCCAGUUCCAAAUUCCACCCCACUUAAAAGUUCCCAGCUCCGCCCUACAGGGGACCUCCUCACCUUAAUUUAUUUUAUGUUAAUUUAUUGUUCCUUGAGGUGACCACCACCUGGGUCCCAGUGUGUGUUGCUCCCUGGAAUCCAUCCCAUGCUUCUUCACUAACACCCCAAUAAAGUCGUCUUCCCCACCA